CGCACGGCCGGCGUCCGAGUUGUCAUAGAGGCGGAGAGGCGGCUAGACGGGCUGCUGCGGGGGUCCCACUUCCGGCCAUCUCCCUGGGCGACGCGCAUUGUGCCGUCAGAAGUGGGCAGCAGCCAGCAGGUCUCCGGUGGUCGGGACCGCGACGGCGGCCCCGCGGGCGGGAUGUUCCGCGGUUUGAGCAGUUGGCUCGGCUUGCAGCAGCCGGUGGUGGACGGCCGCCCGGUCGAAGGAGACGGGCAGCCUGAGGGAGAAGCCCCACCGGCGCCGCGCCCCGAGGCUGUGGCGGAGUCGGCUGAGAGCGAGCUCCUUCACCAGGCCAAAGACCUCGGCGGCUAUCUAUUUAACUUUGCAACUGCUGCUACAAAAAAGAUAACUGAAUCAGUUGCUGAAACAGCACAAUCGAUAAAGAAAUCAGUAGAAGAAGGAAAAAUAGAUGACAUCAUCGAUAAGACCAUUAUAGGAGAUUUUCAGAAGGAACAGAAAAAAUUUGUUGAGGAGCAGCAUACCAAAAAAUCAGAAGCAGCAGUGCCCCCAUGGGUUGAUAGUAAUGAUGAAGAAACAAUUCAACAACAGAUUUUGGCCUUAUCAGCUGACAAGAGGAACUUCCUUCGUGAUCCUCCAAUUGGCGUGCAGUUUCAUUUUGACUUUGAUCAGAUGUACCCUGUUGCCCUGGUCAUGCUCCAAGAGGAUGAACUGCUGAGCAGGAUGAGAUUCGCCCUUGUUCCUAAACUCGUGAAGGAAGAAGUGUUUUGGAGGAACUACUUUUACCGUGUGUCCCUGAUUAAGCAGUCAGCCCAGCUCACUGCUCUGGCCGCCCAGCAGCAGGCUGCCGAAAAAGAGAAGAGCCAUGGCAGAGAUGAUGCGUUGCCACUGACAGAGGCAGUACGGCCCAAAACGCCACCUGUCGUAAUCAAAUCUCAGCUUAAAACUCAAGAGGAUGAAGAGGAGAUCUCUACCAGCCCAGGCGUUUCUGAGUUUGUCAGUGACGCUUUCGAUGCCUGUAACUUAGAUCAGGAGGAUCUGAGGAAGGAAAUGGAACAACUGGUGCUUGACAAAAAGCAGGAGGAGACAACCGUAUUAGAAGAUGAUUCUACAGAUUGGGAAAAGGAACUACAGCAGGAACUUCAAGAAUAUGAAGUGGUGACAGAAUCAGAGAAACGAGAUGAAAACUGGGAUAAGGAAAUAGAGAAAUUGCUGCAGGAAGAAAAUUAACUGUUUACUUAAAUAAGAAUCCUUAACAUUCUGUAACUGACAUUAAAUUCUAGCUGGUAACCCUCGUUGAAUCAAAAGGCACAAAGAGUAUAACUUUAUGAAACUCAAAAUUAUUCUUUUUUCACAUUGAAACUUGCCUCUUUAAAAAAUAUAUAGAACAGUUAUUCUAAUCAUUAAAAAGGGAUGCUUUAUGUAAUAUUCCUUUAAUAUAAAUCUAGUUAGAGAUGAUGUUCUUAUGGUCAAUAUUGAUAUCUUAGCCACAGAAACACAAGUAAAAUUUUAGAAUUUUGUUUCUGUGAGAUCACAAAUCUUCAACUGUCGUUUUCUAAACAUUUGUACUUCUUGUUGCACUUUUGUUGAUACACUUAUGUUAAAGUAUUUAAUGGAUUGAUAACUAUCAAAAUUACCAAAUAGUACCAAAGAACUUAAGAGGAAGCACUUUUGGAACUGUUUUCUUGGUAAGUAUUUUCUACAAUUCCAUCUGGAGGCCAAAAGAUAAAAUAAUCAUGUUGAUUUUAAAGGUAUAAGCAUCACGAGAUUUGCCCUGGCCGGUGUGGUUCAUUUGGUUGGGCAUUGUCCAGUUAACCAAAAGGUUGUCACUUCGAUUCCUGGUCAGGGCACAUGCAUGGGUUUCUCAGGCUUCCAUCCCCAAUAGGGAGUGUGCAAGAAGCAGCUGAUCAAUGUUUCUCUUUCACAUUGAUGUUUCCCUCUGUCUCCCUCUCCCUCCCUCUGUCUUCAAAAGUCAGUAAAAAGUCUUUUUCUUUCUUUUUUAAAUCACACAAUUUGACGAGAAGCACUGUGCAGAAAUAUUUUUUUCUCUGGGGCCUUUUCUUUCUCAUUUCUUUUUAACUAUACCACAUAUAAUAAUACUGUUUUUCUAAAUUUCUCAUCAUGGCUUAUAAAAAGCAGGGCCUCUCAUUUUUUUUGUAUUAAUGACCAUCAAAAGCCAGAUAACCUUAAAGUCUCUUGUUCUUGUUUAAAUUGUCACCACAUAGAAAUAACUUUGUCUUAAUUAAACUGUCAGUCCUCAUAAAAUUGUGUUCCUCUGAGUACAACUUAUGGAACGUCAUUGAUCAGUCCUACUUGCAUUCUGCUAAACUAGAAGAUGGUCAUUUUAAAAGAACAUGGUGGCUUAACUUCUAAGGCAUUUGCUUCCCAAACCCUUCAUAUUUUUCAAGGAGCCUUUAUUUCAUAAAGGGGAAUAGAAUUAAGACAAUUCUUUAUAAGAAAAAUAUACACAUUAGCCUGUGGUCUUCUGACAAAUGUAUAGUCAACGAGAGAACUGAGUGUGGGUCCAAGCGUUCAUUAUUCUUAUGUUUGUAGUUUGGGAUACACAUGUGUGAGUGAGCCAGGCUGUCCUCAGCUAGGAUGACUUGAAUUGUAGCAAUAAACUCACAUACUCUAGCCAGUUUGGCUCAGUGGAUAGAGUGUCGGCCCUCAGACUGAGAGGUCCUGGGUUCAAUUCCAGUCAAGGGCACAUAUCUCAGUUGCAGGCUGGAUCCCCUACCUGGGAGGCAACCAAGACACAUCGAUGUUUCUCUCUUUCUAUCUCUCCCCCUCUUCUCUACUCUGAAAAUCAAUGGAAAAAUGUAUCCUUGGGUGAGGAUUGAAAAAUAAACUCACAUACUCAUGAAACCACUGACUCGUUAUCAAGAGAUUUCCACUGUGUUGCCACAGUUGCUGAUUACUGAGUUUGGGUUCACAGAUGAUAAUUGGCAGUUUCUGAAAUAAUGCUAUUAAAGGGAAAGGUUUGUUUAUUUGUUCAAACAGAAUUUGCUGGAGGGAUAGAAACUUGCUAAAUGUUUUGAAGUUGCUGAAAAUCCUAGAUAUAAGCAGAUCAGGAUAUGACAGUGCUUGGCUCUUAGUAUAUGCUCUAAAAUUGUUAUUGGUGAAUGUUGAAUAAAUACCAAAAAAAGGUUUCAGAGAAAGUUAAAAACCUAAAGUGACAAUAGAAGAAUGUUACUGUUGUUACUGUCAAUUUUAUGUGAUACUCAUUGCAUUUAAAAACAACCUAAUUGUGCAUUGCCCUGUGAGGGGGGAAAAAAGGAUAAAAUAAGACUAUACACAGCAUAAAAAUAGGCUGUAUUUUUAUGGAUUCAUCAAGGAGUAAAAUGUUCUUUUGUAAAUUAUACAGGUAACUGAAGUGUUACUCCUUUAAAGGGCAAAAUGAUUUGUAACCAUGUUUGGUGGAAAAUUUCUGAGUAAUACAUGCCUAGGGCUUAGCCAACAAGGUACACUGAGCAUAAUAAACACACAUAAACUUCACAGAAUGUUCAAAUAUGCACAUACUUCAUCACACUACUCACUGCUGGCUCAGGAACCAGUAUGAGCUGCCUGUCCUGGGAGUUUGUUAGAAAUGCAGGGUCUCGGGCCCUGCCCCAUACCUGCUGGUCUAGACUCCAUGGAAGUUACAAUGGUCUUUAAGGGUGAAAUGCACUGGACUAAUGUACUGAUGCAGUUGAGAAUUCUGGUGCUUUUUACUUUUUGCCGAACCACUAUCAUCCUUGGCUGACAGUAUCUUUCUAGUUACAAGUGCCUCCUCUGCUGUUCAGUCGGUACUCACUGCCCACUUCCUUUCCACACUGCCAAAUUAAGAGGAGCCAAGUCCCUAGGGGAACACAAAUAAUCCUGUGAAAUCAGAUGUUUCUCUUAUGCACAUUUCUAAGGAAAAUGAUGACACUAAGAAGCACAGAAAUGAGGCUCUUGGAAACAUUUUACGUGUUUGAGACAUUUCUCUGAGCUGCUCGGUGGCAUCCAAGGCCUGAUGCACCCUGUAGGCUGUAAAGGAUGAAUGACCUGUGUGGCAUGUUUAUGCACAUGAAAUCAAAUACAGAGAUAGUUGAAAGGUAGUAGAACAUCAAACUAAGUCUUUAAAGCCUGCUUUAGGUGCAUGGAGCAAUAUUAUACAAGAAAUAACAUCUACUUUUUUAUGGUUAUAGCAGUUUGUGGCAAGUAUGUCAAAUCCUCAGCUGAGUUGACCAGUCUUAGCAGGAGGUUGUGCUCUGCUAUGGCAGACUCAGGUACAUCAUCACAGUUUCCUUAUAUACUCAAAAGUGGGAAAUCUCAAUUUGUAAUUUGUGAAAUGUUAAACUAGAGAAGCUUUUAGGAAAUAAAGCAGCAGUUAUACUUGUACUCACAGUGCUUUCAAAUGCGCUAUACCCAAGAUGGUUUUCCACGAUCAAAAUAGUGUUAUAAAGAGGAUUUUAGAACAUGUUAAAGGUUUACCAAAAGAAAACUAAUGAUUACAUUCAACUUGCAAUAUUUUAUUUCCUUCGACUGCUUUGCUAUAAAAGCUAGGACUCUGCUUCUAUAAUUUAAAUAAUUUGAUAGGGUUGCUCUUUCUGGUACUAAAUUUUUUCCUCCAUUUUUAAGUAAACAUUUUUCAACUAUAAAAUAGGGGAGUUUAAUUUUAGCAAAUUUUGUUUUUGGCUUUUAAAAUUAUAAGUGGUAGAAAUUUUGAUAUAGUUUAUAUAAUCAGUUUUAUUCAGAAGAAAACAGGCUAUUUUAAUAAGUGAUUACUUCUAUACAUUGAUAAGAAAAAGUUACAAAAUGCAUGUUACAGUACCCAAAAAUGAUGACAAAUAUGCAGGGUGUCUAUAUAUAUAUAUACAUACAUACAUAUAUAUAUAUAUAUAUAUACACACACACACACACACACUUUAACUGCUGAUAGCUCAAUGUUUCUUUUCAGAUUUAACCCAUUGGAAUUAAUUAUUCAAAGUGUGUAUAUAUUUUUGGGACACCCUUUAUAGUAAUCAAGCUUUGAUCACAUGCAGUUAUAUAUUUCUUACAAAUCAUCAAACUAUCUGGUCUUCACACUAUGGGAUUUGUUUAGAUAAAGGCAUUUAUGAUUUCAGUUGUUAAACUUUAUUUUUUUACAGCACUUAUUCAAUGUGUCCUGAUUUAUUUCCAAUAUGGAAAACUAUGUUAUAUUUAUUCUGAAGAAAUAAACCUCACUUUUAGUGGUAA
Molecule: messenger RNA, 5190 nt
Organism: Myotis daubentonii (Daubenton's bat)
Lineage: Eukaryota; Metazoa; Chordata; Mammalia; Chiroptera; Vespertilionidae
Gene: SYAP1
Product: synapse associated protein 1
Biological process (GO): regulation of short-term neuronal synaptic plasticity; TORC2 signaling
Cellular component (GO): nucleus; Golgi apparatus; cytoplasm
Source: RefSeq, a predicted model, not a curated record